Diaporthe citri is the source of this 1635-nucleotide messenger RNA. RefSeq lists its product as uncharacterized. The transcript has 5 exons. Lineage: Eukaryota; Fungi; Ascomycota; Sordariomycetes; Diaporthales; Diaporthaceae. The record is from RefSeq and is a predicted model, not a curated record. Gene Ontology annotation, molecular function: FAD binding. Bases 1 to 1635 code for a protein of 544 amino acids.
AUGGUGUUGGCAUUGCUACAUUCUCGAAUUCCCUACGAGUCUACGACACUGCCUGUGCGAAAACGUCUCGUCGGUGUCUCUCCCAAUAUGAAGUCGACGAGUACAAUGCUAUGCAUCCUGGCCCAAGUUUUGUUCUUGGCCCCGGUGUGUUCACCAGGAGGCAUCCGCCGUCCAGUUGAUACCACUUUCAGCUCCCUGGGGUCCAAGCUGUCCGAGGAUGCCGACAUAUAUUUCCCGGGCUCGGACGGCUUCGGAAACGGCACGGGCACUUGGGCAGCCAAGAAGCCCCAGCUGGACGCCUUGGUCAGGGUGGCGGCGGAGGAGGACGUUCAGAUCACGAUCCGGUUCGCCAACGCGUUGAACAGGCCGUUCCUUGCCAUCACAGGCGGCCACGGCGAGACGUGGAAUCUCGGCAACGUCAGGAACGGAAUCGGUAUCUCGAUGCGAGGCAUGGCGUACGUCCACGUCGCCGACGACGGUAGGAGCGCGACAAUCGGCGGUGGGACCCAGUCGGGCGAGGUGAUCGCGGCACUAUGGUCCAGGGGAAAGCAAGCCGUCGCCACAGCGUGUGACUGCGCCGGGAUUAUCUCUCCCAUGCUCGGUGGGGGCCACGGUUGGCUUCAGGGGCAGCAUGGCCUGUUGACUGACAACAUCCUCUCGGCGCGUGUCGUGCUCGCCGACGGGACCGCCGUGACUGCUUCCCCAACGGUGAACAGUGACCUCUUCUGGGCACUCCGGGGUGCCGGCCACAAUUUUGGAAUCGUGACCUCGGUGGAAUACCGUAUCUUUGACGUCGAGCCGGGACAGGGCCGGCUGUGGGCAUACGAGGAGUACGUCUUCAAGCAGGAUAAGCUGGAGGCGUUGUUCGGGUGGGCGAACGGGCUGCUGCAAGGUGAUACGGAGUCGCCGCGGCCAGUCGAGCUGGCACAUUAUGGGCACUUCGAAUUCCGCCCCGACAUUGACCCUGAAAAUCCAAUCAUCGUGUUCUGGCUUAUUUGGCAGGGCCGCGGGACCAUUCCACCAGCGUAUACAGAUCGUGUUCGCGCCCUGCUUCCCGUAAGCAUCAAAGCCGGCACCACGGACAUCACGGGCAUGAACGCCGUAGCAGGCGCAGCGUAUGGCACGCCAGCUUGUGCGAAGGGGUCACUCAGCGCGAUGCUGUUCGGCGUUUCACUGAAAAGAUGGAGCAUUGCGGGCCUGCGGGCGACGUUGGACAUCUACAGCACCCUCCCGCCAGAGCUGCGCAACUCUUUCGUCCUCCUCGAGGCGUAUUCGACGAGGGGAGUUGAGGCUGUCUCUGGUGACGAAACUGCGUACCCGGACCGUUUUAAUCAGAUCCUGGCUAGCCCGGCAAUGUAUUACCAGCCGGGGAACGCCAGCCUGGACGAUAUUGCGGCCGAUUUUGGAGGGAGAAUGAGGUAUGCUUUGUUCAAUGGUAGCGGGCAGCCUCUGCAUGCAUAUGUGAAUUACGCACACGGUGAUGAAAGCCUUGGGGCGCUGUACGGCUAUGAGGAUUGGCGCCUGUGGAGGCUGAGCAGGCUCAAGGCUAAGUAUGAUCCCUUUGGAAAAUUUGGGUUCUAUGCACCCAUCAACCCUGGAAUUCCAGGAAAGCUCGGAGAAGGACCAGCCCCUUGA